AUGGGCACUGGUAGGCAGCACUGAUGGGCACUGAUGAGGUGGCACUACUGGGCACUGAUGGGCGGCACUGAUGGAUGAGUCUAUGCCCAGGGGCAGACUGACAAUUCAUGGUGCCCCCGGGCAAAAGGGGAUCAUGGGGCCCCUGUGUCCUUGCCCAAACUCAAAAAAGCCUAUGAAAAAGGUACCAGGGGCAUCUCAUCGGGCCCCAUACUGACCCUGGGCCCUCGGGCAGUGCCCGAGUUUCCAAAUGGUCAGUCUUCCCCUG
Molecule: messenger RNA, 265 nt
Organism: Staurois parvus
Lineage: Eukaryota; Metazoa; Chordata; Amphibia; Anura; Ranidae
Source: the annotation of a GenBank genome assembly